This is a messenger RNA of Camelus dromedarius (Arabian camel), 2699 nucleotides long. RefSeq names its product ubiquitin like domain containing CTD phosphatase 1 (gene UBLCP1). Gene Ontology annotation, cellular component: nucleus. Bases 331 to 1254 code for a protein of 307 amino acids. NCBI's taxonomy places the organism in Eukaryota, Metazoa, Chordata, Mammalia, Artiodactyla, Camelidae. The record is from RefSeq and is a predicted model, not a curated record. Gene Ontology annotation, molecular function: protein serine/threonine phosphatase activity; protein binding. Gene Ontology annotation, biological process: protein dephosphorylation. The transcript has 10 exons.
AGGGAGGACCAGCAGGCGUCCAGAGAUCGGAGGCCGCUGCACAAGGGGUCCCAAGGAAAGGCCUGGCUCCCUCGCGGCGGUGAGGUGGUCCUUAGCAGCGGCUAUAUAGCAUUACUACCAGGAGAGAAACAAGGGAAGCACCCUUCCCCUACCUGCGCUCUUCGGUUUCAAAACCUAACUUCCGGUUCGUUAGCCGGUUCCGGUCUCCGCCUCUUACUUCCGGUCGCCUUUGGUUCCGCUGCGGCUGGUUCCUGCGUCCGCUGCCGCCGGUUCCGCCGCGAUCCAGGUAUCUUUGUCUGAAGGAAAACUGCCUCAUCAUAUGUUUCAAGGAUGGCUCUUCCUAUUAUCGUAAAGUGGGGCGGACAAGAAUAUUCAGUGACCACGCUUUCAGAAGAUGAUACUGUGCUAGAUCUCAAACAAUUUCUCAAGACCCUUACAGGAGUGCUACCUGAACGCCAGAAGUUACUUGGACUCAAAGUCAAAGGCAAACCUGCAGAAAAUGAUGUUAAGCUUGGAGCUCUCAAACUGAAACCAAAUACUAAAAUCAUGAUGAUGGGAACUCGUGAGGAGAGCUUGGAAGAUGUCUUAGGUCCACCUCCUGACAAUGAUGAUGUUGUCAACGACUUUGAUAUUGAAGAUGAAGUAGUUGAAGUAGAAAAUAGGGAAGAAAACCUAUUGAAAAUUUCCCGCCGAGUAAAAGAGUACAAAGUGGAAAUUUUGAAUCCUCCCAGGGAAGGGAAAAAGCUUUUGGUACUCGAUGUGGAUUAUACACUAUUUGACCAUAGGUCUUGUGCAGAGACUGGGGUAGAAUUAAUGCGACCAUAUCUUCAUGAAUUCCUAACAUCUGCAUAUGAGGAUUAUGACAUUGUUAUUUGGUCUGCAACAAAUAUGAAGUGGAUUGAAGCUAAAAUGAAAGAGCUGGGAGUGAGCACAAAUGCGAAUUAUAAGAUUACCUUCAUGUUGGACAGUGCCGCUAUGAUAACAGUGCAUACUCCAAGGAGAGGAUUGAUAGAUGUAAAGCCUCUUGGUGUUAUAUGGGGAAAGUUUUCGGAGUUUUACAGCAAGAAAAACACCAUUAUGUUUGAUGACAUAGGAAGAAAUUUCCUAAUGAACCCGCAGAAUGGACUAAAGGCUUGCCCUGGAUUGUGUGGAAACUCACUUCACUGCAUCGUGGUAGUGUGCCUGUGUACCCCUAGCUGCAGGGCUCAAGCAGAGAAUCUUCUCGAUCUCCCACACUCACUGCUGCUGCUGUGAAACGGCUCCGCCCGCUCUGCCUGAUUGUAAGCAGGACCCCCUACCAGUGCUUGCUCCGUGCAGAUUCUUACUGGUGGCCUCUGAGCUGCUGUGGGAGCCCAGCUGACUGACAGCUGUGGAGGUCCCUGGCCCUAAGCUGUUCUGGUGCGAGUAGAACUUAGGGGAAGAUUCUCUUCUGUCCAUUUCAAGCUGGUGGUGUGUUUUUCCAACAGUGAAGUGUAUAAAAAAUAUUUAAAACCUUCUCUACUCUUAAUGGAUACGGUAUCCACUCCUAUGGGUUCAUUGUUCUCAACGAGUGACAGUGAUUAAAUGCCAUCUGUUUUUAAAUGUCACUAUGUGAAAUUGAUGACCAGUUUGCCUCCCAGUCACAAUAAAAUGCAUUAAUACUUUACUAAAAUGACUUAUUCAGUCCUUACAGGAGUUUGUGUGACUUUUAAAAAAAUAUGCUUUUAUAAUGGAAACAUUCAAACAGAAACAGAACUGCAUAGAAUUGUAUAAACUAACCCCCAUGAAUGCAUCGUCUGCUUUAAACAACUUUUUAAUUCAUAGUUGUGUGCCUUAUACCUUAUCUACUUCCCUCUCUGACAUUUUGAAGCAAAUCCCAGACAUCAUUUCAUCUAAAAUUAGUUAAAAGUUUUUGAAAUGGUAUCUUGAGUUGUAUAUAGAUGAGCUAAUGUCUUUUAAAAAGCAGAGCUCUUUAUUGGAACUGUAACAUAAAGUGCAUAAAAUGUAUAGUCUAACAAAUUGUUUUAAGAGAACACAUGUAACUACCGUCCCAGUCAAGAUAUAAAAUCCCUUACUAAUUACAGCUCUCCACCCUGCCCACCAUCCUGACUCUUAUGCCUUUGAAAUAAAUGCUUUUUAUUAUAAAAUAUAUCAACCUUAAGAAUUUGGAAAAUAUGACUACUUUUUAUGGGAAAACUCUCAUAUAAUUAAAAAAUAUUUUUAUGGAGGCUUUAGUGAUAAAAAUGCUUAUGAUAAAAUGUGAGAGGAAGCGUUACACAAAUGUAUAAUAUCUUAACUAUAUAAAAAUUUCAUAGAAAUAUACUCCCCUGUAGCUCAAGCUUAGAUUUGGGUUAACUUUUUAUGAAUGAAGUGAUACGAAUGAGAUUAUUUAACUGGUAAGGAGCAACUGGAUUAUUCAAAGGAGGGGAAGUCUAAGCAGCUUUGCGAAGUGGAGAAGCAUGUAGGGUUCAAGUGCCAUAAGAGCUGGUGCUGUCGGGUCCAGACUGAAAAGAUAACAUAAGGGAAAUCAGGUGGAAGAGCUCUUAGCUCGGACCUUAAACACGCCAUGACUGUCAGUGAGAUCAUUUAAACAUAAUUAUUAGUAUUGCCGUCCAUGGUGAUGUUGUCACCUCAUUAACGCUGAUUUAAAUGACAGAGUAGUGUGGGUUUGUACUAGUUUUCUUACUCCAGUGUGAAGUGUUGAAUGAUGUUUGUUUUUU